This is a messenger RNA of Asparagus officinalis (garden asparagus), 1452 nucleotides long. RefSeq names its product squamosa promoter-binding-like protein 10. The transcript is spliced from 3 exons. Gene Ontology annotation, molecular function: DNA binding. Gene Ontology annotation, cellular component: nucleus. Bases 309 to 1298 code for a protein of 329 amino acids. Lineage: Eukaryota; Viridiplantae; Streptophyta; Magnoliopsida; Asparagales; Asparagaceae. The record is from RefSeq and is a predicted model, not a curated record.
AGAAAAGAGGAAGAACGCCACCCCUUGAUAUAUGCAUCUCACCACUCCCCACUCUCUCUCCAACAAACAACAACAAUAUAGAAAUACUAAUUAUAACCCCCCCAUCUCUCUUUCAUUGCCUUUUAAAUCCCCACACCCCCUCUCAAAACUCCCACACACUCACAAAAACAUCAAAAAAGAAAAAGGAAGAAGGAAGAAGGAAAAAAAAAGUGAUGAGAACCCAAAACCCCACUUCCCUUUUUCACUCACUUCUCAAAUCCAUGUUAGAAUAACAUUUAAAAAAAAAAAUACCCCCCACCCAUCAGAAAAUGAUGAACAGAUUACACUCAUCAUCAUCUUCAGCCUCGGACCCUUACUACCCCUUCAAUGGCCUUGACAACAACUGGGACGUCACCCAAUCCAAUUACACCCACCAAGGCUUUGAUCCCCCUUUACCACCAAUCCCCAUGAGCACCAGCUUCCCUUUCUACUCUCCUCAAAUUGGUUUCGUGAAGAGAGAAGAUGCUUUUGGAGUGGGAGCUGGCAGCAGGCCCAUCGGGCUUAAUUUGGGCCACAGGACCUACUUCUCCUCUUGUGAUGCGUUGGCCAUUGACAGGCUGCUGAUGGGCCGGCUCCAUAACCAGCAUCAGCCCAGGUGCCAGGCCGAAGGGUGCAAGGCUGAUCUCUCCGGAGCUAAGCAUUAUCACCGGAGGCAUAAGGUUUGUGAGUUUCAUUCAAAGGCCACUGUGGUUAUUGCUGGAGGGACUCAGCAGAGGUUUUGCCAGCAAUGCAGCAGGUUUCAUGUGCUGGCUGAGUUUGAUGAGUCUAAAAGGAGCUGCAGAAAAAGGCUAGCUGAUCAUAACCGCAGGAGGAGGAAACCCCAGAACAACAACAACAGCAGCAACAACAACAACAACAGUGCUUCUUCUUCAACAACUACCAACUCCUCUGACAAGACAAAACACAAUGCUCCUAGGCCUUUAAGAGAUUCUAAUGCAGCAAGCAAAUGUACAACCGCAUCAACUACUACCGGUAGUGGAGCCUUGGAGGUUAACCAAGGGGAGCAAAAUGAGGGAAGCUUAUACAGGAAAGGGCCAGCUCUGUCACUUGGAGGAGCUCAACAGCUCCUACACAACAAUUAUCAGCAUCAUUUCUCUCCUUCAACUACUUCAGACAGCAUCACCAGCAGCUUCUAUCAUCAGAGCCUCUUCGGCCCAAGCCCACAUGAGCCAUCUCAACCCGGUGGGUCAGGGUCUGACCAGCACCAGACCAACCUCCUCCAUCUGGGUCAAGCCAUGUUCGAGGUUGACUUCAUGUAGCACCGUAGGGAGAUCGAGAGUUGAUGUGAUCUCAAAAGAAACUGGUGCAUGUAUUAACUUGUAUGCUAUAUCUUCCUCCUUUAAGCGGGAAUGACCUUUGUUUCCUUUUGUUGUGAAAGUGAGGUACUUUUUUACUUACUCCCAUGAUUUUGUG